UGUAAAACGGUAUGGUAUUUUCUGGUACGGUCACACUGUCCCUGUCUGCAAAAUAUUUUAAACAAAAAGUGCUUUUAAUUAAGUAAUUUUGCCAGCCAUUGUUUAUAUUUGUGAUGUUGUGAGGCUGUUUAACGGUUGUGCGACGACCUUGUUCGUUGGGAUAACGGGUUUUAGCAGUUUUUCGUGGCCUUAUAUCGCUAGCCCGCUCGCUCCAAGGCAUUCGGCAUCGACCUUUUCCUGUGAAUUUCCACAUACUCCUCCCGCAAUUUACACACACAAUUUAUAAUUUAUUUUUGCGCUGAAGAAGCCGUAAGAACCGAAAAUGUGCGAGUGCUGAUAAUUUCUGCAGCGGUUGCUUCCGCCUAAUUUUGUGCAACAUGCGGCAGGUGGGGAACGGUACUGCUGCUGCUGCUGCCACCUUCGCUCCCAUCAAAGAGUUCUCUUCUAAAAUCCAGCCAAGAGGCAACAAAAACAACAAAGGACGCCAGCAGCUGCAAGCCCACGCCCACGGCUCCUCCCCCGCUGCCAACGCCUCUGUUUUCGAUUUAUAGUAGUCAUGCCAACAACAACUACAACAAAAAUCGAAGAAGAGGUAGCCGGAAUAAGGCAACAAAAUAGCGAUACGCCAAUGGCGACCCCAACAAAAACACCAACAACAACAACGGCAACAAGAAGGGAAGACCCAGAAGCUGCAGCGGCAACGGCAGUAGCGGAAUAUACUGCAACCAAAACUGCAGCCAUAUCAAAGACUUCAAUUAAAAAGGCCACUGAGGAUCAAGUGGCCCAACAGGCAACGCCGUCGCCGUCGCCGACGCCGACGCUGCUCCCACUGCUUGCCUCGGCGGCUGCAUGCCACAAGCCGUUGCUCUUCUGUAGACGCUUCCAGGAUAAAAGGAACUUUAGCUCGCUUCCGCUUUUCGUUUACGCGACAUCGCCCUCCACGCACGCCCACUCCGCCGACGGCGUGGGUGUGGCCAAGGAGGCAGCCGCUUUUAGCCACAAGAAUGAAGGCUUCGAACUACCCGCAACGCAUGGCAUCAGCAAAACGGACGGAAGCUGCAUCAGCCACCUCAGCCAAGGUAACGGAAACGGAAGCGGGAAUCAUCACCAUCUCGUUGGACCCUUGCGCAGCACAGACCUGGCCAGCGGGGCCAUGGAGUGCCUGCCGAUGAGCAGCAGUGCCCACCAUCCCCAUCUGAUGGCAAGUGCAGUGGCGGCAGCGGCGGCGGGAGGAGCGGUCGCCGCCUCGCCCACAGCGACCGUGGUCGUAGGGGCCACAUACCCGCACCACCUGCACCACCACCAUCUUAGCCACCAUACGCCCUACAGCAACAGCUACGGCAGCCAUCACAAUAUCCACAGCGAGCAGACCAAGUCGCUGCAGGAGCUGCAGCACGAGGUCGGUGCCCUGCUGGAGUUCCGGGAUCUGGUCAUCGAAACUUUUCCCGAUCUCAAGCACAAGAUGGCCUCCAUGUCCGCCACACCGUCGACACCCACCUCCUCGGUAGGGCCCAUGGGUGGCAGCCACUCGGUGGGUGGCGGCAGCUCCUCAUUAGCCACCAGCAGACGCGAGUGGGAGCCAGGCAUACGCAUGAAGCGAAAAUUGUCGCACAAGGAACCGUCCACGUCGUCGGCGACGGCAGCCAACUCCUCCUCCGGGGCGGAGGCGUCGUCCUCGUCGCUGACACGCAGCCGCAGCAACUCGCACAGCGGCAAGAAAGAGCCAAAGAGCGGAGAGAACAACAACGGGAGCGUUGUCCAAGACUCCGGCUUCUCAACGGAGACCAGUUCCUCCAAGGAGGGCCACAGUGCCUCCUCCACCAACGGUGCUAUGACGGUGGCCAUAGCAGCCAAUCGCCUCAGUUGCGCGGAAUCUGAUGAUGAGCUGCUUAACCUGCUGGACGUCAUACACCGCAAGUCGAAUCGCUUACGGGAGGAGGUGGAGCAGCUGCAGAGCUACGAACGCCAGCAGGAGGAUGCCCAGAAGGGGGGCGACAGCAAGGGUAGCGGCUCCAAGGCAAUGACGCCCCAACAGUUCCGCGAGCAGGUGGAGCGGCUGAACCGCGAGGAUAUCAAGCAGCUGCGCAGGGAGCGCGAUAGAUUGCUGGACAAACUGGCCGAAAUGGAGGCCGAGACUCUGACGGGGCGGAUCAAGGCGGCGAAGAUGAGCGACCAGGUGGAGGAACUGAUCGGCGUUAAAAAGGAUCUCGAGGAGCAGCUGAAGCUGGCCAUGGCGCAAAAGUUAGAGCUGAGCUCGCGAGUGCAGCAACUGCAGCAGAUGCAACAGCAACAAAGCAAGAGCUCUUCCAGCGCCAGUCAGUCGGAUUUCUCCAGUCAACGCAACUUUCUAUCCUCAGCCACCACGGUGCUCUCCAACGGCAGUCGCCAAUCCCACAACACAUUCCAGCCGGUCGUCCUUGAUCAGCCAGCUCAGGAAGCAUUCCAUCAAAGCUCCAGCAGUGAUAUAGCAACCUUGAAGAAACAGCAGCAGCAGUCAUUGGGUCGCCUCGAUGGCAUCGUAAGCACGCCGGGGGUGCGAAACUCCAAAUGCCGGCUGACGGAUUCCAAGCGAUUUGCGGCCAUUCUGCUGGAGACGAAUGUGCUGGAGCUGCAGCGACACCUGCUCACCCUGUCCGUUCAGAACCAGGUGCUGGCCCAGAAGCUGGAGUCGUCCAGCAAGUCCAAGACGCAGCUGACCAAGCGGCUGGACAAGAGCUUCGAGGAUUCCGAGCAUCUACGCUAUCAGCUGGAGGAGAAAAGCAUUGAGCUGGAGGGAACCAAGGCGCAGCUGCGCCUCGUGGAAUCUCGCCUCCAGGCGAGCAACAGCACCGCCAAUUCGUAUUUGAACUCCUCCCAGCAUGAUUACGAGACGAAUCGCUCUUCGGCUUCCACCACCCUGAUGCUGAGUCGUCGCGGAGUCUCGGAUUCGGUGGACUCCACAUCGACGGCCAUGCCUGCCCCGCCAGUUACGCAAAUCAGCACGCCCAGCAUGAAGGCGAUGGUGCCGCUGGCCAUGGAUGAACUGCAGCAGCACAGCAGCAGUACAGAGUCGGCGCAUGAGCACGAGAACCAGCAGCAGCAGCAACAGAAUCAGCAGCAGCCAGGUCUGCGAACGCCCAACUCCACCCUGAGCAAGACGAUCACUGCGAGUCCUUGUCCCGUGGGCAGCAGCACACCCAGUAGUAUUGCUGCCCGGGUGAUGAGCACCAGUGUGGGCGGAGUGAGUCCCUUUGAUUCCUCAAACCCGACAGGGCGGCAAAGUGCGUUCCGCAAGUUCAACAGCACCAGCAAGCCCAGCAAGAUUCCACUUCCGGGCAGCAAGGCGGCAGCCUAUUUUACGGGCAAACCACCAACUGGCAGACCUGCAACGGCGGGACGGUCGCCCCCAUCGGCGCACAACUCCAGUAGCACCUCGUACGGCAGCAAAUCCUCGCUGAGCCGCAGCACCGGCAACCUGCAGAGCUUGAGGAGAGCGGACACAUCCGCCUCGAACCACUCGCUGAGCACGAAUACGAGUCGGAGCUCAACCUCGUCUUCGAUUCCGCUGGCCACCACACCCUAUUCAUCCGGAUCGACUGGCGGUAAUCGCAGCCAGCCGGCCGGUGCAACGACUCCGUCCCCGCGUGUGCUCCAGAAUUCGCCGCUGCCCAAGCUGAAGAGGGAUACGAUCAGUUCGCGAGUGCGCCACUUGGACUCGCUGUCGAGGGAGGGCGGAGGCAAAGGCGGCAUCACCGGCGGCUCCAUUGCCGCCCAGCUAAGCUCGACGCUGCGCAAGGAUCUCCAGCUGAGCGGCAACUCCGCCGCGGGCGCACCGUACCACCACAGACGCAGCGCCCACUCGCCGGCCAGUGAACGGGCCCAGGCGCUGGGCGUGUCCCGGCGGUACAGUAGCGCCUCGGCGGGGGGCAACGCUGGGCGAACGAUCGGGAGGGAUCAGGGCGACACUCUGGGGCUAGCCACCACGCCCACUUCCAGCUUUGGCGACAGUGAUAGUGGCAAGUAUUUGGCCAACCCACCCGUUGAAAAGCCAAAUUUCCGUCCCCAUAACCAAAAUUGGCAACUCUGGCAAACGAAUAUGAUCGAAGAGGAAUUCCUGCAUCCGAGGCAGCUUUUCGAUGUGUCCGAGGAGACGGCCUACGACUCCUACUAUACCCAUUACACAUCGCCCGAUUCCAUGGACUGUGGCAGCGACAAUCUCCUGGUCACCUUCGACUAUGGCUACAGUGACUCCAUUGAGGCAAGAGCUGAUACCGAUCCUGGCGACCUUAAGGAUGAUCGGGGCGAAGGCGCUGAUCCCGAUGCGGAUGCCGAGGGAGCUAUUUGGUUCGGCACUCCGUCGAAAGACAAGAAAGAGGCGAACCUCUUCGAGGUGCAUCAUGUGCAGCACAAGCUGCUGGAUGACAGCAUGCAGUCGCUGAUUUCCUAUGAUGUGGAUGAUUUUGAGGAGGAGGAGCUAUCCGAUGCAGAACCGGAUCAGGAUGAGGAGAUCUUCUACGACAGCAUUGAGUGCGUUUGAGUUUGAUCCUCUCAAUCCCUAUAAUCUGUCUAUCAUAUCUAAACUAGUCUUUGAUUUCGACGAACUUCCUGCACACACUUUGUAUAAUUAAUUACCAGGCUAAAAGGGAUAACUAUGUAUGUGUAUGUGUAGCCGUAGUAUAGUGUUA
Molecule: messenger RNA, 4664 nt
Organism: Drosophila bipectinata
Lineage: Eukaryota; Metazoa; Arthropoda; Insecta; Diptera; Drosophilidae
Gene: jvl
Product: javelin-like
Source: RefSeq, a predicted model, not a curated record